Messenger RNA from Ipomoea triloba (trilobed morning glory), 2267 nucleotides. Its product is annotated as pentatricopeptide repeat-containing protein At1g11290, chloroplastic-like. The record is from RefSeq and is a predicted model, not a curated record. Lineage: Eukaryota; Viridiplantae; Streptophyta; Magnoliopsida; Solanales; Convolvulaceae. Gene Ontology annotation, biological process: RNA modification. The transcript has a single exon. Gene Ontology annotation, molecular function: protein binding; RNA binding; zinc ion binding. Bases 1 to 2169 code for a protein of 722 amino acids.
AUGAAUUCCCUUGAAUUCUUGACUGCCGCUGAUGCCCAAGCAAACCGAGAGAGGAUGAACCGACUUGCUCCGGUUACUAACCGUUGCACUUCGCGCCAAAAUAGAACCCUCUUAAAUUUCCAAGUUUCACGCGAUUCCAACUCUAACGAGCAUUCAUAUGCUUCAACGCUGAAACUGCUCAAGCGGCGAAAGCAUAUUCAAGAAAUCCAUGCCAGCCUAGUGACAUCAGGUCUUUGCCGGAACAUUUUCCUAUGCAAUAGCUUAUUGAACUCGUAUGUUCGUUGUGGACUUCUAGCGGAUGCCCAGAAACUGUUUUCUCGAGUUGUGGGUAAAAAUUUGGUUUCUUGGACAAUAUUGAUCUCCGGGUUCGUAAAAAAUGGUCAUUUUGUUGAAGCUACUGAGACUUUUCUUGAGAUGAUUAUGUAUGGGUUGAGGCCUAAUGAGAUUACGAUUUCGAGUACUUUGCCAGCUUUUGGGGAAUUGGGAUUGACUCUUACGGGGAAAUCGGUACAUUGUUAUUGGAUUAGGCAAAAUUUUGGAAAGAAUGUAUAUGUGGAAACAGCAUUGGUUGACAUGUACUCAAAAAUGGGGCGGCCAAUUAGUGCCAGACACAUAUUUGAUAAUAUGUCUGAAAGGAAUAGCGUUUCCUGGAAUGCAAUGCUUUCUGCUUAUUCAGAUAAUGGAUUUGGUGUGGAAGCGAUUCAACUGUUUAGUUUGAUGAGAAGGGAGAGGAUUUCCGCGGAUGCCCUAACAAUCAUGAGCUUAAUAUCAGCUUCUUCAAUUGCAGGAAAUAUGCAAAUAAUGAGUGGAGUCCAUGCUUUAGCAGUUAGACUUGGAUGUGAGGAUGAUCUUGUUAAGACUGCUUUAAUGGAUAUGUAUAUAAACCUUGGCUGUAUUGGUGAUGCUCAUUGUUUAUUUCUUGAAAUGUCUAAGAGGGAUGUAGUUGCUUGGACAUUGAUGUUGACAGGCUUCUCAAGAAUUGGAAACUGGAACAAGACCAUUCAAUAUUUUAACAUGAUGAUGGGUGUAGAGGAAAUAGUGCUGGAUUCUGUUUGUUUGACAAGCAUCAUUUCAUGCUGCAGCUGUUGGGGAGCACUUCAACAGGGCAGGGGAGUACAUGCACUAGCCGUUAAAACUGGCUGUGAAGCCGAUGUAUUCCUAGGAUCAGCCAUUAUAAGCAUGUAUGCCAACUGUGCAAACUUGGAUGAUGCAAAAAGAUUUUUUGGAGCAAUGAGCAGAAAGGAUGUCGCGUGCUGGAAUGCCAUGAUUGCUGGCACUGCGAUGCACGGGUAUGGUAACGAUGCGAUUGAGCUCUUCAUGAAGAUGGAGAGUGCAGGCAUUGCUCCAAAUGACUCGACCUUGGUGUCUGUCUUGUGUGCUUGUAGUCAAGCUGGGAUGGUCGACAAAGGGCUCAAGAUUUUCAACAGUAUGGUUGAAAGUUGGGACGUUGUUCCUAAUCAGAAGCACUACGCGUGUGUUGUAGGCCUUCUUGGGCGUGCAGGCCGAUUGAACGAUGCCUACUCCAUCAUUAGCGAAAUACAUUUGCAGCCCGGUGUUGAGGUUUAUGGCGCAUUACUUGGUGCCUGCAAGGCUCAUGGAAAUAUUGAACUGGGGAUUAAGAUUUCAGAGAGGCUUUUUGAGCUGAAUCCAGAUGAUGCAGGGUAUUAUGUACUGCUGUCGAAUAUGCAUGCCUUUCUGGGGAAUCAAGAGGGUGUAAAGCUGACAAGAUUAUUGCUCAGAUCCAAAAACCUGAAGAAAGACCCCGGUCUGAGUUUGAUCGAGAUAAAUGGAGAAGUAUACAGGUUUAUGGCAAGUGAGAAGGAUCAUCCUCUAUAUCCAGAGAUCUCUGAGUUUCUGAAGGGUGUAAUCUUGAAAAUAGAAGCAGAAGGUUAUGUUGCUGACAUGAACUGUGUGUUUCAGGAUGUACCAGAUUUUGUUAAAAAGGACAUACUGUAUCACCAUAGUGAGAAGUUAGCUAUUGCUUUAGGAUUGAUGAGAACAAAGCCAGGUACAAUGUUAAGGGUAACAAAAAACCUGCGCACCUGCAACGAUUGCCACUCUGCAAGCAAGUUCAUCUCCAAGGUUUUUGGAAGAAAGCUGAUUAUUAAGGAUGCAAAUUUCUUCCAUAUGUUUCAAGAUGGCAUCUGUUCAUGCAGAGACUUCUGGUAAACACAGAUUGGCUAAGUCCAACACAAUCUAAAGCCUUUAAAUUACAAAAAUUAACUCAUGUAUUUACAAAACAAUACUUGGGAAGUAUAUGAAUAAAG